AAACACAAACCAUGUCCUCCACAGGCCCUCUCCUCAGCGACCUCUGCGCAAUCUGGUCCCCACACCUCCCCCCGAAAUACCGCUGUCCGCGCUGUCUCGUGCGCACCUGCUCGCUGCCCUGCACACGCAAACACAAGAAAUGGUCGCAAUGCACCGGGCAGCGCGACCCGGCCGCAUACUUAGCCCGUCCUCAGCUCGCGACCCCCGAUGCGCUGGAUCGCGAUUUCAAUUUUAUCACCGGUAUCGAGCGGUCCCUCGAGCGCGCCGAGCGGGAGGCGGAACGGAGGGGGAUCGAGUUGGAGCAUGAGUAUAUGCUCGCGCAGGAUGGAAAGAGGAAAAGGAGCAACAACAACAAUAAUAAUAAUAAGGGCGGGAGGCUGGUUAAAGGCGAAGCGGCGUUUUUAAAGGCUGUCCAGAUGGCGGGCGUCAAACUCGUUAGGGCGCCGAGGGGGUUGAGUCGGCGGAAGGACAAUGCGUCGCGGGUGCAUCAGAAGCACAAGUGUUUGAAUUGGACGGUGGAAUGGAUCUCAGCAACGAAAGAGAGGGUUCUACAGAAUUGUCUCGAAACGACGCCGCUCGAUCAAGCCUACACUCGAGUCUUUCCAGCUGUGAAAGAGGAGGGCGAGCGUUAUUUUUACCUCCAUCGCCAAUCUACCCCCACCCCUCGCCAAGUCGUUCUCGUCCCGUUGGAGCGGGAAAGUACGUUAUCGGAUGUCCUGCGUGGGAGAACGGUGUUGGAGUUUCCGACAGUGUAUGUUUUGGAUAAACCCGCGCAGAGGAUAGACGAGGAGGAAGGAUUUGUGCUUGAGGAGGUGUAUCUGCGAGAGAAUCCGGAUUUGAAGAGUGAGGACGAGGUGGAUGUGGAAGAGGUGGAUUAUACGAGUAGUGAGGGAUCGUCGAUGUCGUCAACUUCAGAUGAGGAUAGCGAGGACGGCAAGGAUAGUGCGGGAGAUGAAGGGAGUGAAGACGAGGAUGAAGGUGAAAGUCGCGUUACGGUCCAAACAGAUGAAUAGACAGGUAUCUUGUAUAUGUAUUAUACGUGUAUUUAUUAUCAACACAGAAAGUUCUGAUGUAGAGUUGGGUAUCAAUUGAUGAGAAUGACAUUCUAGACCGAUA
Messenger RNA from Talaromyces proteolyticus, 1116 nucleotides. RefSeq lists its product as uncharacterized. Gene Ontology annotation, cellular component: nucleus; pre-snoRNP complex. The transcript has 3 exons. The coding region runs from base 12 to 1013 and encodes 333 amino acids. Lineage: Eukaryota; Fungi; Ascomycota; Eurotiomycetes; Eurotiales; Trichocomaceae. The record is from RefSeq and is a predicted model, not a curated record. Gene Ontology annotation, biological process: box C/D snoRNP assembly; maturation of LSU-rRNA from tricistronic rRNA transcript (SSU-rRNA, 5.8S rRNA, LSU-rRNA); snoRNA localization.